Messenger RNA from Ilyonectria robusta, 843 nucleotides. RefSeq names its product mediator complex, subunit Med18. The record is from RefSeq and is a predicted model, not a curated record. Lineage: Eukaryota; Fungi; Ascomycota; Sordariomycetes; Hypocreales; Nectriaceae. Gene Ontology annotation, biological process: regulation of transcription by RNA polymerase II. Gene Ontology annotation, cellular component: mediator complex. Gene Ontology annotation, molecular function: transcription coregulator activity. Bases 1 to 843 code for a protein of 280 amino acids. The transcript is spliced from 2 exons.
AUGUACGAGCUGUUCCUCACGGCGCUCGUCGAGGAUACCGACUUCGGCGCCGCUUGCGCUGUCCUCGGAGGCCUAUGCGGCAUGUCGCCAUGGGAGAGCGUCCACCGCGUGCUCUACUUCCAAGGGCCGCCGAGGCCAGUCGGCAUCUCCAACCAGAGCUCAAUCGACAAGCCCAUCCGUAAAGACGUUGGCUUUCUGUGGAAAGACCUACACCAAAAUCUCAGCCGGCAAUCCUUCGUGCUGCAACUACGCUACGAGGUAUUGAAAGACCGCGACAUGGGCCCCAAUGCCAUUGCAACCGACCUCGAUGCGACGCCAGGCAUGUUGCGGUGGACCGACUUCCCAGAUCCGCCACAUGGUCGGCCCAUUCUUACCCAGCGCAAGAAAGUAGAGCUUUGGGAACAAAAAAAGCUUCCCUCCGUUUUGCGAGAUAAUCUCUAUCAAUUUAAGACCGAGACAAUCGAAGAAGUCUACCGAUUCUUCCGUGAAGAAGUCGAGUUCUGCCUCGUGCGACACUACUUCCUGAAGCCCCUUGAUCACUAUGUCCCAAUGGAGAUGAGGGGACAACAAGCCAGUGCUUCGCCCAGCCUACCGGCCUGGGAAUCUCUGACACCCAUCGAUAUGCAGAAGCGGUGGUUUCUUCUGGUCAAAGCCAACGUUUUACAGGACAACAAACCCGAUGAGAUUCGCAAAGUUCAAGACCAGCUUCUCGCCAUCCGCAAUGAAUUGGAGGGCGUGUUCGAGUUCAAGACUAUCGACCGCAAGGUGCAUGACACGAGAGUGGCACAACAGCAGCAGGGCAUUCAGGCCCUGCCCCAAAAAGUAAUGUUGGGGAAGAACUGA